AUGAAGACACCACCCCAAAAUUUGCUCAAACAAAACCGCAUGAUCCUCAUAUUUCUCAUUGUCGUAUUACUAUCGACUUGUUCUACCCACCACCCUUUGGCCAAAGCUACAAUCUUUCCUCGCUCAUCAUCUUCCUCAAACAUUCAAUUAUCACUAAAGCCAUUGAUCCUCGAUGGCAAUCUCAGCUUUGAAAACAUUCACGAAGCAGCCAAGGACUUCGGCAAUAUAUACCACUUCCUUCCCUCUGCAAUUCUCUACCCAGAAACAGUUUCUGAUAUUUCCACCAUAAUAAAAAAUAUUAACGAAAUGGGCACCACCUCAGGGCUCACAGUUGCAGCAAGAGGCAAUGGCCACUCUGUUCAAGGUCAAGCACAGGCAUAUCGGGGGAUCGUGAUCGAUAUGAAAUCGCUCCGGGGACCAGAAAUGCAGUUUUACACCGGAGAGCUGCCGUAUGUGGAUGUUUCCGGCGGUGAACUUUGGUCUUGGACUGAUUUUCUUCGUCUAACGGUCGGAGGGACAUUGUCGAACGCCGGAAUCAGUGGGCAGGCAUUCCGGCAUGGACCUCAGAUCAAUAACGUCUACCAACUAGAGGUGGUCACAGGAACAGGAGAGGUGGUCACCUGUUCAGAGAAGCAGAAGACUGACCUUUUCUACGGUGUUCUUGGAGGACUGGGACAAUUUGGCAUCAUCACCAGGGCUAGAAUUUCCCUAGAACCUGCACCUAUAAUGGUAAAGAAACUUAACAAUCUGUUUCUUGGUGAUAAACCACCACCAAAAUCAUCGCCGCCACCACCACCACCAGUCACCGUGAAGUGGAUUAGAGUGCUCUACUCAGAUUUUUCCAUAUUUACCAAGGACCAAGAGCAUCUCAUAUCAUCCCAGAAUGCUUUUGACUACAUAGAAGGAUUUGUCAUCAUAAACAGAACUGAUUUAGUAAAUAGCUGGAGAUCCACUUUCAAUCCAAAGGACCCAGUUCAAGCCAGCCAGUUCAUUUCUGAUGGAAAAACUCUAUUCUGUCUAGAAAUGGCCAAAUACUUCAACCCUCAAGAGAUUGAUUUCAUGAACCAGAAAGUUGACAGCUUGCUGUCAGAAUUGAGCUACAUUGAGUUUACACUCUUCCUAUCUGAAGUCUCAUAUGUCGAAUUCCUGGACAGACUGCAUGUUUCCAUGUUAAAACUCCAAGAAAUGGGGUUGUGGGAUCAUCCUCAUCCAUGGCUCAGUCUGAUCAUUCCCAGAAGUAGAAUACAUGAAUUUGCCCAGGAAGUGGAACAACAGGACUUCUAUGAUCACCCCAGAGGAAGAUGUUCUAUACCUAGUGGCGUUCCUAUCCUCUGCAAUGCCAUGUUCCACAGGGACAGAUGGCUUAGAAUACAUCCUCAGCCAAAACAAAAGAAUUCUGGAUUUCUGCAAAUGGCCAAUCUCGGAGUGAAGAAAUACUUGCCCCAUUACCUUACACAGGAAGAGUGGAAAAUCCAUUUCGGCUAUAAAUGGGAAGUCUUCCUCCGGAGGAAAUCCACCUAUGACCCUCUAGCGAUCCUAGCUCCUGGCCAAACAAUUUUCAAAAAAGGCAAGGUGUCUCAGUGA
Ilex paraguariensis (yerba mate) is the source of this 1584-nucleotide messenger RNA. NCBI's taxonomy places the organism in Eukaryota, Viridiplantae, Streptophyta, Magnoliopsida, Aquifoliales, Aquifoliaceae. The record is from the annotation of a GenBank genome assembly.